Hyphopichia burtonii NRRL Y-1933 is the source of this 1111-nucleotide messenger RNA. RefSeq names its product threonine aldolase. The transcript has a single exon. Gene Ontology annotation, cellular component: cytosol. Gene Ontology annotation, biological process: L-threonine catabolic process; glycine biosynthetic process. Gene Ontology annotation, molecular function: L-allo-threonine aldolase activity. NCBI's taxonomy places the organism in Eukaryota, Fungi, Ascomycota, Pichiomycetes, Serinales, Debaryomycetaceae. The record is from RefSeq and is a predicted model, not a curated record. Bases 11 to 1111 code for a protein of 366 amino acids.
CCACGAAGCCAUGGAUUUGUCCAAUUUCGAUAAAAGGCCAGCUCAUAACGAUUUCAGAAGCGAUACGUUCACCACGCCAACGGCGUCAAUGAUCAAGUCAUUGGUUAUUUCCAGCUUGGGUGAUGCCGUUUAUAAUGAAGAUGAUUCAACUAAUCAAUUAGAAGCGAAAGUUGCUAAGUUGGCUGGGAAGGAAUCGGGAUUAUAUUGUGUUAGUGGGACGCUAUCAAACCAAAUUGCUGUAAGGGUCAAUUUAUUCCAACCACCAUAUUCAAUUUUAUGUGAUUAUCGUGGGCAUAUUUAUGCGGAUGAAGCUGGGGGAUUGUCUACAUUGUCUCAAGCAAUGAUUCAACCAAUUCAUCCUAAAAACGGGAAAUACUUAACUUUGGAAGACGAUAUCAUUCCUAAUGUUAUACCUGAUGAUGGAGAUAUUCAUCUUGCACCAACAAAAUUGAUUAGUUUAGAAAAUACUUUACAUGGAAUGAUUUUCCCAAUUGAUGAAAUUGAAAAAAUCAGUAAAUUUUGUCGUGAAAAUGAAAUAAGAUUACACUUAGACGGUGCCAGGUUAUGGAAUGCUCAUGUGGAAACUGGAGUAUCUAUUGAAAAAUAUUGUUCUUAUUUCGAUAGUGUUAGUUUAUGUUUGAGUAAAUCCUUAGGUGCUCCAAUUGGAUCAGUUUUAGUUAGUGACUCAAAAUUCAUCAAAAAGGCUAAUCAUUUCAAAAAACAAAACGGUGGUGGUAUUAGACAAAGUGGGAUCUUGGCGGUUAUGGCUUCAACUGCAAUUGAUGAAAACUUACCGUUAUUGAAGAAUUCUCAUGUUAAAGCAAAAGAAUUGGGUAAAUUAUGUCAGGACAACAACAUUCCUUUAUUGUAUCCAGUAGAUACUAACUUUGUCUUUGUUGAUUUUGAAAAAGCCGGUAUUUCUGAUGAACUUUUCAAUAAAUAUGGUGACAAAUACAAUAUUAAAGUUCAUGGUAAUAGAAUUUCAUUUCAUUAUCAAAUCUCAGAUGAGAGUUUUGAAAAUGUUAAAAGAGCCCUUUUAGAUACUUGGGAGGAUGCUAAAAAGAAUCCUGCCGAAAGAUCAAAUCAACCUUCUAAAUUUUAUAGCCUUUAA